Lagenorhynchus albirostris (white-beaked dolphin) is the source of this 1063-nucleotide messenger RNA. It is a transcript of the gene WBP2, whose product is annotated as WW domain binding protein 2. The transcript is spliced from 9 exons. The coding region runs from base 194 to 913 and encodes 239 amino acids. Gene Ontology annotation, cellular component: nucleus. The record is from RefSeq and is a predicted model, not a curated record. Gene Ontology annotation, biological process: positive regulation of DNA-templated transcription. Gene Ontology annotation, molecular function: transcription coactivator activity; chromatin DNA binding. NCBI's taxonomy places the organism in Eukaryota, Metazoa, Chordata, Mammalia, Artiodactyla, Delphinidae.
CUCGGGACCCUUUUCCGAGAGACUAUGGCGCUCAACAAGAAUCACUCGGAGGGCGGCGGAGUGAUCGUCAACAAUACCGAGAGGAAAAAGCACGUACGUGAUCAUCUCAAGGGCUAGUGGACUGAUACCCUUGCAGACCCAGCUUCAGAACCCCAGGUUUAAAGGAACCCUGAAGUGAGCCCUUUGCAUCCUGAUGUCCUAUGACCAUGUAGAACUUACGUUCAGUGACAUGAGGAAUGUGCCAGAGGCCUUCAGAGGGACCAAGAAAGGCACCGUCUACCUUACCCCGUACCGGGUCAUCUUUCUGUCCAAGGGGAAGGAUGCCAUGCAGUCCUUCAUGAUGCCGUUUUAUCUGAUGAAGGACUGUGAGAUCAAGCAGCCUGUGUUUGGAGCAAACUACAUCAAGGGAACAGUGAAGGCUGAAGCGGGAGGUGGCUGGGAAGGCUCUGCGUCGUACAAGUUGACCUUUGUGGCAGGGGGCGCCAUUGAAUUUGGGCAGCGGAUGCUACAGGUGGCAUCUCAAGCCUCCCGAGGUGAAGCCCCCAACGGAGCCUAUGGUUACUCUUACAUGCCCAGCGGGGCCUAUGUCUUCCCCCCACCAGUCGCCAAUGGAAUGUACCCCUGCCCUCCUGGCUACCCCUGUCCACUGCCCCCAGCUGAGUUCUAUCCGGGACCUCCCAUGAUGGACGGGGCCAUGGGGUACAUGCAGCCCCCGCCGCCGCCCUACCCUGGGCCCAUGGAGCCUCCGGUCAGCGGCCCCGAUGUCCCCUCCACUCCUGCAGCUGAAGCCAAGGCCGCCGAAGCAGCCGCCAGCGCCUAUUACAACCCAGGCAACCCACACAAUGUCUACAUGCCCACGAGCCAGCCUCCGCCGCCUCCUUACUACCCCCCAGAAGAUAAGAAGACCCAGUAGACCGCUCACACCCACCUCCUCCCGCCUCUCUUUGCUCUCUCCUCCCCUCCCCUUGGGGCUGAGUCUGGGGUGGGGGGCGGGCCUCGUCCUUUCUCCAGGUCUGAUUAUAAAGCAGUCGCCAGGAACUAGCCUGGCAGGGGGAGGGCCCCU